Molecule: messenger RNA, 2673 nt
Organism: Plenodomus lingam JN3
Lineage: Eukaryota; Fungi; Ascomycota; Dothideomycetes; Pleosporales; Leptosphaeriaceae
Biological process (GO): negative regulation of transcription by RNA polymerase II
Cellular component (GO): transcription repressor complex
Molecular function (GO): chromatin DNA binding; protein binding; RNA polymerase II cis-regulatory region sequence-specific DNA binding
Source: RefSeq, a predicted model, not a curated record
AUGGCUCAGCACCAGCAGCCGUCGCCCACGACGGGCAUCCCGCCGCAUCAUGUCGGCCCUCCGCAUCCAGCGCACGCCCAGGUCAACGGCCAUCCGCCGCACGCCAAUCAGCCCAAGACGUCGUCGCAAUACCUCGGCCAGCUGACCGAGGCCGUCUGGACGCAAAUGGGCUCCCUCUCUGAGCAGAUGCAAGACUACGAUGGCGCUAUGCAAUGCUACGAACAGGCCUUGAAGUUCAACCAAUGGUCCGUGCCGGCUAUGCAAGGCAUUGCCUGUAUUCUGCGCACCAAGGACGCCUUCCCAGCUGCUGUCGAGUAUUUGCGCACUAUCCUAAAGGUCGAUCCUGCGAACGGGGACGUCUGGGGUAGCCUCGGUCAUUGCUAUCUGAUGAUGGACGAUCUGCAGCAGGCCUACUCGGCCUAUCAACAAGCUCUCUACCAUCUCUCGGAUCCCAAGGAGCCUAAGCUGUGGUAUGGCAUUGGCAUUCUUUACGAUCGCUACGGGUCCUUGGAACACGCCGAAGAAGCCUUCUCGCAAGUGAUGCGCAUGGAGCCCACGUUUGAGAAGGCCAACGAGAUCUAUUUUCGCCUCGGUAUCAUUUACAAGCAACAGCAGAAGUUCAACCAGAGUCUGGACUGCUUCAAAUACAUCGUCACCAAUCCACCGCGACCACUGACGGAAGAAGACAUAUGGUUUCAGAUUGGCCACGUCUAUGAGCAGCAGAAAGAGUUCGAAGCUGCAAAGGGCGCUUACCGGCGGGUGCUUGAGCGUGAUCCCAAUCAUGCCAAGGUGCUCCAACAGCUGGGGUGGUUACACCACCAGCAAAGCACCAACUAUGCCAGCCAAGAGCAGGCUAUUGAAUAUCUCGAAAAGUCUGUUGCUUCUGAUCAAACCGAUGCACAGAGCUGGUAUUUACUCGGCCGCUGUUACAUGUCACAACAAAAGUAUCCAAAGGCGUACGAGGCGUACCAGCAGGCAGUGUACCGUGAUGGGCGGAACCCGACUUUCUGGUGCAGCAUAGGUGUGCUAUAUUACCAAAUCAAUCAGUACCGUGACGCGCUCGACGCGUACUCCCGUGCGAUCCGUUUGAAUCCCAACAUUUCCGAGGUCUGGUAUGACUUGGGCACACUCUACGAGUCAUGCAACAACCAGACUGCAGACGCUCUGGACGCCUACCAGCGUGCCGCCGACCUGGAUCCUUCCAAUGUACAUAUCAAGGCUCGUCUUCAACUGCUGCAGAAUGGCCAAACCUCUGCCGGCGCUCCCAACCAAGGAAACGCUCCCAUUCCCCAAGACGUCCACCCACAGGCCUACCAACCUGCGUCUGUUCAUGGACCUGCUGCGCCGCAGUGGGGCGCACCUCAACCACAGCAAGCACCUCAAGGCCCUGCGCCGCCGGCCCUCGCAGCCAGUGGUUGGGAUAGGCCGUUGGCGCAGAUUCGCGAUCCCGGUCUUCCGCCACAGCAAUUAAACCCCUAUGAACAGCGCGAGGGCAUCCGACCUCCAACCCAGCAUGCGCCCCAGAGGCCUGUGAGCCCUAGACCAGAGCCACCUCGUGCGUAUGCCGAACCCUCGCGGCCUCCAACCAAUGGCCCUGGUCCUCAAGGGCCUGUCGGUCCCCCGCCAGGUCCUGGAUCUAUGCGUCGGGGCAUGUCGCCCUCCCCCAAGACGCACCAUGUAGCUCCCAGCCCCUAUCAUCCGCCGCCGCCGCAGCUGACACCGCAAUCGUCUCAAGCGCCACCGCAACCGCCGAUUCAUCAACAACAACAACAACAACAACAACAACAACAACAACAACAACAACAACAACAACAACAACAACAACAACAACAGCAGCAGCAGCAGCAGCAGCCGCCGCCGCCGCCACCACCACCACCGCAACCCAACCGCAUCUCCAACCCCAACUACGGUCCUCAUCCUACCAGUGCGCCACCGCCACCGCCCCCACCACCUACUGGUCUCGGGGUUCCUGUGAAUCAAGGCCCAAGUCAGGGUCCGGUCCCUCCCUAUGGUCGUCCUGCUAGUCCCCCGCCCGAGGUUCGACCCAUUGUAGAGAAUCGAGGCAGCUCCCCUCGCAAUGGCUACCAAGGUCCCUAUCAGCAUCAUCCUGAUUCGUCUGCAAGCAGUGGUAUUGCAAGCGGAGCUCCUCCGCCAGCCUCGGCACUGGCUGCUGCCGAAGCCGCAGCACGCGAUCGUGACGACCGUCCGCCAACUGCACCAAAGAGACUUCGCGAGUGGGAAGAGAAUGAUCACGUGAAUCCGAAGCCUCCUACAAACGAUGAGAAGCGUCAGAAGUUAGAGGAGCCGCAUAGUCGUCGUCCAAGCCCUCCUCAUCGCCUAUCAUCGCCACAGGUACCACGUCACAGUCCUCAAGAUGUUUCUGAUCCUCGACGGUUCAAUGAUGGAUACCACCCAUCCGAGGCGGCUCACCAUCCUACCUCUCUACCGCCAAUAGGUGCUGCGCCUCCGCUAUCUCGCAUGUCCGAGACGCCGAAACAGGAACGUCCGGAGCACCAUGAGCCUGCGGCGCGACAUGUCGACGUGGAUGAGAACUACGAUGACGAGGGGGAUGAUGCUAAACCAAACCCUUCCAAAUCUGAGCGUGGGAGCCCGCGUAACGUGCCUUCGAAUGGUGUUCCUCAUGCACCCAACCCAGUCGAGCAGAAGUCAUAG